Molecule: messenger RNA, 3166 nt
Organism: Diachasmimorpha longicaudata
Lineage: Eukaryota; Metazoa; Arthropoda; Insecta; Hymenoptera; Braconidae
Exons: 6
Coding region: 237-2753 (838 amino acids)
Biological process (GO): establishment of protein localization to organelle
Cellular component (GO): lysosomal membrane; late endosome membrane; plasma membrane
Source: RefSeq, a predicted model, not a curated record
CCCAGUAAUUUUCAGUUUUUCUGCAACAGCCAAAUCGUCCGGAUCCGCGGCUAGUCUAUUCACCUGUGUCAAUAGUGCUGAUUGUUCGAUACCCCAUUCGCAUUCAAUUUUUAUCGUGAAAGUUAGUGAACGAUAAUUAUAAACUGAUCAAUCGUACUUCGCAAACUACAGCUCCGUCGAGUUUGUCUGUGUCAUGAAGUGUUGAUGAACGUAUUUUGUUUAUUGAUCGAGUAAAUAUGGGGAAGAUGUGGGUGUUGUUCCUCUUCGUUUUGAUUAGUGCAAUCCAAGUGAAUCGACUGCUUUGUGAAGAGGAAAAGACAAUGGCCAAAUCAUCGAGCGCUGCUACUGGAUCAGAAUCAUCAGCAGUUUCUGCGAGUUCUCACAUUCAUGACAUAAGUACGGUACUUGCUCACAACGAUACAGUAACCAAAGAUGAUCAUAAUGUCACGAUUGGAGAAACCGGAAGCCAUGAAUCAACGCCAGCUGUCAACAGCACGACUGGGGCAACAGUAGGAACCAGCAAGUCUCGACUGAGUUCCAAUGGGACAUCUGAAGCUGCUGCGAAUUCAACAUCGGGAUUAAUCCCAACAACUGGACCUCCAUCUUCCAGUAAUAGUACUGCUAACACUGCUUCGGUAGGACACACCCUUGCAUCAACCACAGCAGAGCCUGGAACUGCAAAUCAGACGACGAUAGCCCAUCAAAGUAUUAAAAUUUCUAAUGACACGUUGAUGGGGAAUUCGACUGGGCAAUCGACGAAAGCAGGAUCAUCAACAUUAUCACAUGAUGCAUCGUCUACAACCCCCAUCCUAAGGAACGGAACCACUACCCCAUCGCCUGGAACCACUACCGAGGUGCCUUCAACGACUCAGAGUCAACAGGCAUCGAAAACAACACAGCACAGUUUAUCUGUUGAUCCUUCAAAUUCCACAGGAUCUCAUCUUCCAUCGACUACGAAGAGUCCUGGCACAACGCACUUUCCAACAAAUUCAACUACGACACAUUCAACACAGACACUGCAUAACUUCACUGCUCCCUCAUUGAAGAAUGACAGUACAUCUACGAUUCCCUUAAAUCAAACAACAAUUAUAAGUUCAGUGAACGUAACUACCUCAACUGCAACCCCCUCUGUUUCAACCGCAGUGAAUAAUUCAACUACAACUUCAGAAAAAAUGCAUAUUACGAGUCCUGGACAUCAUGAGACAGGAGUGAAUUCCACAGUUAAUCAUAAUGUGACGGAAGGUGUUCAUGUCAAUGCAACAGCAUUCGCGAACUCAACAGCAUCAACUGUUCUACAUAAUUCAACAUUGCAUGUGAACGCGACAGGAACAACGCCUCUUUAUAACUCUACAACUUCUGUUAACUCUACCACAUCAACUCAUUAUAAUUCUACAGUACUUGCCAGCUCCACAACCCCAACAUCUCCCCAUAACUCGACAUCACAUGUGAACACGACAACGCCAAUUCCUCUUCGUAGUUCUACAUUGCCUGUCAAUUCUACCGCACCACCUAUGCAUCAUAAUUCUACAUUAUCUGCCAAAACUACGGCAUCAACUCCUUUUCCUAAUUCAACGUUGCCUGUCAACUCGACACCUCCAACACCUCUUUAUAACUCUACAGUGUCUGUUAAUUCUACGACAGCAACGCCCCUUCAUAAUUCUACAUUGUCUGUCAAUUCUACGACAGCAACUCCUCUUCAUAAUUCUACAUUGUCUGUCAAUUCUACGACAGCAAUUCCUCUUCAUAAUUCUACAUUGCCUGUCAACUCUACGACAGCAACUCUUCAUAAUUCUACAUUAUUUGUCAAUUCUACGACAGCAACUCCUCUUCAUAACACUACAUUGCCUGUCAACUCUACGACAGUAACUCCUCUUCAUAAUUCUACAUUGGCUGUCAAUUCUACGACAGCAACUCCUCUUCAUAGUUCUACAUUACCUGUCAACUCUACGACAGCAACUCUUCAGAAUUCUACAUUAUUUGUCAAUUCUACGACAGCAACUCCUCUCCAUAACUCUACAUCACCUGUGAACUCUACAACAUUAACAACUCCUAUUCAUCCAUUGUCCACCAACGCAACCACGACUUCUGAAUCUCACUGUACGUCGAGUCACCUGUCAACAACAUCUCCUGAGAAAUCAUCAAAGGCGUCGCAGGACAGGACGAAGAUCACGUCGGAUGCUGUCUUCAAUUUUAAGAUCGAACACAAUGACACAGGCAGACCGUGUCUGUUGUCAAACAUGACCAUUGACUUGACAGUGUUGUACAAGAAGUCCGAUAAAUCGAUUUCGAAGGGCUCUCUACACGUACCUACCACAGCUGCAUCGAACGGAACAUGCGAUCAACAGAAUGCCCAACUGAUGCUCAUUUGGAAAGAGAAAGGAAAGUCGAAAGCGAAACGGGCAGUUGCCUCUCCCAAUAUCACUCUGGAUCAUGGAGAACAUAAUAUCUUGGUAUUCAAUUUCAUCAAUGACGGGAAGACCGCUAAACUUGACAAGGUUGAGGCAACAAUCUACCUCGAUAAAUACAACUUCCCAAACUCCACAGAAAAAACUCUGAGAGGAGAGUCACCCUCGGGUCUCGGAUUGAUUGGAGCUAAAGUCAAUGCUGGGGCUUAUGUCAGCAGUGUUCCCGUUGCUGUGACAGCAGGCGACGUUGAUAUCGCCAUCAGAAGAAUUGUAUUGAUAGCUUUCGACUCCAAAAGAAAGCCUCCUUCUGCUGAAGAGCUGAGAGCUGCCAAUCAGAAGCAAGAGUAAAUCUAGGCGCAGUCAUCGGAGGAUUCAUCGGAGUAGCACUGAUAAUCUGCUUCGCAAUGUACCUCAUAUCAAGACGAAAAAAAAAUUCAUUCCGAUCAUCGCAGAUCCCGUGAAUGUUCUAAAUAUCAAUAAUUCAAUUCCAGUUACGGAACUAUAAGUUCGUAUCUGAUACCCAAGUGAAAUUGAAGUACAUUAUGUAGUAAUUUUGUACGUCAUAAAAAAUGUUAGCUAGUGAGUCUUAAUUUCGUCACUCCGCGUAUUUGUAAUCAAUAUUAAUAUUCAUAUAAUCAAUAGCUGAUACGAUCUGAUACCAAAUAAAUUGAUAAUUAAAUAUUAUACCGCAAUUAAUUGAGUGAAUUUAUUUAUUGACUCUCCCAGAAGUAAAAUGAUUUCCACUAUACAGUGGAGGAAAA